GGUUGACAUGAAAGUCAAAAAUGAGCGAGUUAGACCGAAGGACUCGCUCGUCAUCAGCAAGUAGCAAAUUAGAAACCCUCUUGCAAGAGCUCAUUGAUAACCCAAGCGAUCGGAUGGUAAAUCCUGAUCAAGAUUCUAGUGAAAGGAGGUCCCCAGAUGAGGUUGAUCCAACUGUGGGCAGCUGUCAUGCUUCUCCCGACCAGACGAGCACGACUUCUUCUCCAAGGAAAUCAAACAUUGGGAAAAGUCCUAGAAAAAGGCGCCGUAGAGUAUUGGAUGAAAGCGGAGGCAAGUUUGGUGGAACUACUCACAUCAUGAAAUUUCGUGACAGAAAAGUUGAUUUGGCUCAGUUUGAUGAUACCACGUCAAUGUACAUGCUUUGUCGUGCUUGGAUGAUGAACAAUCCAAGUCAAACAGCUCUUCAGGCCGAACAAUUGCCUUCAUUUCCGCCACAGACUCAACCAAGUCAUGUGAACUCAAAUUCACUGGAUGCAUCCCAGUCACUAAGUAUCACCAGUGCAAAUCAACCCUUGUUGGCUGUAGCGGCUGCUGCAGAAUCAAUACUGAAUAGUAAAGAGAUAUGGCGUUUGCCUUCACCAGAUAGCAAGAAAAAUCCUGAUGAAAACGAGUGUCUUCAUUCUGGAGAACAUGUGAAGGAACUAUCAUCUUUUGAUUUACAAGCCGAUCAACAGGAGGCUUCUGUUAUGGAGGAUUUAAAGAAGCAACAUAUAGAACGGUGGAAGAAAGUCCGGACUAGUUGGAAAGAUCAUUUGACUAGGAAGCAUGUCAGGUAUGCAAAGAGUUUAGAACUUUUACGGACUGUGUGGCAGCAACACCAAGAAAAAAUGAUGCAGUCUGGAGUGGACAGGAGUCAAUGGGAAACGUAGGACAUAAAAUAUUUGGUUUAUUCUGUUAAGUACUGUUAACAUUGUAUUGGUCUAGAAUAGUAGCAAUUGAGAAAAUAUGACAUA
This is a messenger RNA of Corticium candelabrum, 971 nucleotides long. RefSeq names its product protein lin-37 homolog. The record is from RefSeq and is a predicted model, not a curated record. The transcript has a single exon. Gene Ontology annotation, biological process: negative regulation of transcription by RNA polymerase II. Lineage: Eukaryota; Metazoa; Porifera; Homoscleromorpha; Homosclerophorida; Plakinidae. Gene Ontology annotation, cellular component: Myb complex; transcription repressor complex. The coding region runs from base 21 to 887 and encodes 288 amino acids.